This is a messenger RNA of Salvelinus namaycush (lake trout), 1464 nucleotides long. Its product is annotated as low affinity immunoglobulin gamma Fc region receptor II-a-like. Gene Ontology annotation, molecular function: transmembrane signaling receptor activity. Bases 1 to 1410 code for a protein of 469 amino acids. The record is from RefSeq and is a predicted model, not a curated record. NCBI's taxonomy places the organism in Eukaryota, Metazoa, Chordata, Actinopteri, Salmoniformes, Salmonidae. Gene Ontology annotation, biological process: cell surface receptor signaling pathway. The transcript is spliced from 11 exons.
AUGGAUAAACCCCAAGCUCUCCUGAGUGUCUCUCCUCAGUGGCUGAACCCUGGAGACUCAGUUACUCUGAGCUGUGGGGUUAAAGAGUCAUCUACAGGCUGGAGGUUCUUCUGGUACCGAACUGUUCCCUACACAGCUGGGUUACUCUCCCUAUCAGACAGGUCCUACUCUGUAGAGCCUCUAUCUGGAGAUGGGACUACUGAAGACUCCUACACUCUGAUCCCUGCUGGUCCAAGUCACACAGGAGGAUAUGUGUGUAGAGCUGGGAGAGGAGACCCAGUCUAUGACACACUCUACAGUGAACCUCAGUUUUUCUGGUCAGGAGAUCCGCAACCAUCAGUGUCUCUCAAAAUAAGACCUAACAGAACUCAACACUUUACAUCAAAGUCUCUCUCACUAAGCUGUGAGGAGAAGAGGAACUCUACUGGAUGGAGACUGAAGAGAUACAGAGAGAAAGCAGUGGAGUCAGGGUGUGUCUCUAACUGGGGAUCAAGAGCAGGGUCCACAUGUACCAUCAGGUCCACAUACACAGGGGACAGUGGAGUGUACUGGUGUGAGUCUGGAUCAGGAGAGUACAGUAAUGCUGUCAACAUCACAGUGUUUGUUGGCCCUCUGAUCUUGGAGAGCCCUGCCUAUCCCAUGACUGAGGGAGACUCUGUGACUCUACGCUGUACAAAUAGAUAUCAGGAAACAAACCCAAUAACGAAGGUUGAUUUCUACAAAGAUGGAAUAUUCAUCAGGAAUGAGACCACAGGAGAGAUGACCAUCCCUGCAGUAUCCAAGUCAGAUGAAGGCUCCUACAAGUGUAAAUCUAAUGAAGGAGAAUCACCAGAGAGCUGGGUGACAGUGAGAGGCGUAACUCCUGGACCAUCUACAUUAGUCCUAGUAGGAGUGGUUGUGGGCCUGGUUGUUGCUGGUGUUCUACUGGCCAUUCUCCUGGUACUGCUGUGUCGAUAUAAAAACGCCAAAGGUUCCUGUUGCAACAGGAUAUUCUCGCCCCCCCAGCCCCAGAGCACCAACCUGGACCCCCAACAGGACCAAGGAUCUACCCAGGGCCAGGCUCCUGAUGCUGGGUAUACACGUCGGCAGCAUGGUGGCGCUAACAUCUACGAUACAAUCACUCUCUCAGACAAUAAUGACAAUGAUGCUGGUGCUGCUACUGCUGGACCAAGUGAUGUGAUGUACGCCCAGAUUCAACUCAAAAAGUUGGACAAGAAAAAGAAAAGUAAUUCUCAACCGUCCCAUACAUUAAUACAAAAUGCAGCAGUGUUUUUUACUCAUAAAAAAAGUCCUCCUCCUCAGAAAUGCCAGCUGAUCCAAAAGAAAAUCCAGUCUAUUCUGAGGUCAAGACGGGGAAGACCACAGAAACUGCAAAUCCACCUGAGGCAGAUUUGGUCUAUUCUCAAGUGAAGCCAGGCACAUCCCCAGGUCCUUGAGGGAUGGAUGGAUGGAGGGAUAGCGGGA